Paramormyrops kingsleyae is the source of this 459-nucleotide messenger RNA. RefSeq names its product cytochrome c oxidase subunit 7B (gene cox7b). The record is from RefSeq and is a predicted model, not a curated record. Gene Ontology annotation, biological process: mitochondrial electron transport, cytochrome c to oxygen. NCBI's taxonomy places the organism in Eukaryota, Metazoa, Chordata, Actinopteri, Osteoglossiformes, Mormyridae.
AAGAAAUCAUUAGUUUCCGGUUUGGCUGCCAUUUUGUUUUCCCUUCUUCAAGGGUACUGUCAGCAGUAGAGCGGUUACAGGCAUUGGAAGAGGGACGAAGUGUUAACAAUGUUUCGUUUUGCUAAAGCAGCAGCCAGCGUCGCCGCCCGUGGGACCCACCAGGUCGCAGUGCGACAUCAGACCAACGGCCCCAACUUCCACAGACAGUAUGGCAAUGCCCUGCUCAUCUCGGGAGCUCUCUUCUGCGCCGGAGUCUGGGGAUACGUGUUGACACAAACUGGCAUUACCUGGAACCUGUCCCCAAUUGGCAAAGUUACCCCCAAACCGUGGAGGGAGUAAUGGAGAAGCCGGCUUCAACAUCCUGUGGAAAGGAAUACAGAACUGUUCUGCUUGAAUUUGUUCCUUACCUGGUUUUCUUGUCAUAUUGGCAUAACGUGUGUAAUAAAUGAAAUAAUCUAG